Ruditapes philippinarum (Manila clam) is the source of this 820-nucleotide messenger RNA. RefSeq lists its product as uncharacterized. Bases 113 to 748 code for a protein of 211 amino acids. NCBI's taxonomy places the organism in Eukaryota, Metazoa, Mollusca, Bivalvia, Venerida, Veneridae. Gene Ontology annotation, molecular function: protein binding. The transcript is spliced from 5 exons. The record is from RefSeq and is a predicted model, not a curated record.
CUGUUUGUACUGAGUCUUAUCGUAACUUGAACUGAUUGAUCAGGAUAAAAGUCAUCUAUUUAUAAUAAAACAUUUUGUCUGGUUUUGUUGGUUUUUCUAUGUGAGCUUCAUCAUGGAAACACUGACGUUUGUUUUGCUAGCUUUAGCUAUAAUAGUUCAAGUUCGAGGCCCGAAUCAUGACCAUCCACCCCAUGACAACCACCACCCCGAUCACGAUUGUCAUGGACCUGAAUGUGAUGAUGUCCUAAGGGCCCUUCACGACAUUGGAGCAAACUUUGACGACCACGUGUGUCAUGUUUUCAAAGAUAUAGACUGUACACAUCAUGUGUUACCAGACGAUGAACAGAUUUGUGGGUCAGACGGAUUUACAUAUGCAGAUCACUGUCUUUUUGUAAAAGCUCGAUGCGUCUUAAUACUAGAUCCCCACAAGCAUGACUCCUUAACAAUCUACAAUCAUGGUCCUUGUGUGGACCCAACAUCAACUGCUCCAACUCCAGCCGUUGUAUCAACUACGCCAGGACCUGCAACGGCCACUUCUGCUUGGAAAAGUACAGUUCAGCCUUUGAACAGCGUGUUAGGAAGUGUGUUUUGCCAGUACAAAAGUAGUAUCACGUGUAGUGUAAAGUUAGACGUGGUUUGUGGGUCAAAUGGAAAUUUAUAUCCAAAUAUGUGUGAGCUCAUGAUGGUGCAAUGUAGCGACCCCACGCUGAGGGCAGCAGACAGCUCCCUGUGUCUGUCUUCUCCAUGAAAUGUCUAAUUUACUUUGUACAAUCAUCUUAAUGCAAUAAGGCUAACUCUUAUUAAAUUUAGAAGGACUUAA